This is a messenger RNA of Symbiodinium sp. CCMP2592, 510 nucleotides long. The record is from the annotation of a GenBank genome assembly. Lineage: Eukaryota; Dinophyceae; Suessiales; Symbiodiniaceae.
AUGCAGCUGCUGGUUCGGGACUUGACAGGACAGAUCGUUCUUCAGGUGACUCUCAGAGGACACCUUCCGCUGCACGACCUUUCUCGACAAGUCCGUGAGGCCAAGCCUGAGUGGAUGCACAGUGUCAUCAGCUUCCUGAGCGAUCAAACGAUGCUACAAAACAACUGGGAUUUCCAGAAACUUCUACGCAGCGGGAGCGAUCUUGAACUCACAGCUGUUGCCGAAGAGCAAGGCCUUACCUUCGAGGAGGCGUUCAGCGCUUGCCAAGAGAUUCUACUAGAACCACUACGACAUGCACAUGGUGGCAACGUGAGUCUGGACUGUAGUUUCACACACUUGAGCUUUGAGGAGCAAGAAAAGCUUCAUCGGAAACUGAUGAAGCACUUUGACUGUCGUCUGUCGGUGGCUCUUUUUGAGGACUAUCGCACUGUCCGGGAAAUUUCCGAAUACGUGUACCAGGAAAACGUUAAGACGGUUCGCUUGAGAGCCGAACUCAAGGCCUUAGGUUGA